Messenger RNA from Falco peregrinus (peregrine falcon), 7901 nucleotides. RefSeq names its product RING finger protein 151-like. Gene Ontology annotation, molecular function: zinc ion binding. The record is from RefSeq and is a predicted model, not a curated record. NCBI's taxonomy places the organism in Eukaryota, Metazoa, Chordata, Aves, Falconiformes, Falconidae. The transcript has 6 exons. Bases 2519 to 3385 code for a protein of 288 amino acids.
UGAACUCUGGGUUUAGUUAGGGCUUUACAUAUAUAGAUAUAUAAUAUUUGUUGCACUUCAGUUUGCUGUGAAACACAAAGUUUUUGUUUCCCACUUGCUAAAAAUACCCUUUCCUGCAUUCUGAUAGACGUCAAAGUUGUUAAAAUAUGCCAAAGAGUUUCUUGAAGACUUGGUGCUCAGGGAUCAGCCACAUGUGUGCAAAAUGUAGCUUACAGCAUCUGCAAUUCCAGUAGAGCAGAAACCCUGGGACAGCAAAAAUACAGUUUUGUCAUAUCUUAUAUCUUUAUGAAAGUUUUCUAAAAGCUGAAUCUUCUGGGAACCACCAAGUCAAAUCAAAAUUUUAGGUGCACAAUUCAAAUUAUAGAUUGUGUAUAUGCUGCUUAACAGUCCUCCAGCAUAAACAUACUGUUGGGGAGAAGGGUUCGCCGGAGUCAAGAAGUCGCUCAAUAUGAGUUAUGCAUCUUGCUCAACUUUAUUAUUUCUAACACUACUUCUAUAGACUCAAUAUACAUGCAUAUUCGUAAAGCAAAAAUAUAAUUGGUUAUUAGUCUCUAAGCACGCGCAGUUCUCACACCCCUAAUUAUCAUGACUAAAAUGAGCAUUCUAUCCAUGUAGCUAAUUGUGUUGCUGUGCUUCAGCCUUGUAGUUUGUUACUCCCUAUAUUCCCAUACCGCUCCCUAUCUUUCUUGGCCUUGCAUCUGCCUUCCCAGCAGCUGUAGCUUGUUACAGCCACGGCCUGUUGGCACAACAUAAUUACUUGGUCUCAGGAUUCAAGAAUAGCUCAAAGCUACCUUUCUUGUUAACUUCAGCACAAUUCUAAUUACAGGCCUAUUCUAAUACCAGGCCUGGAUUGUGCAGAUCUUCAGAGAUUCUAAGGCCAAGCUUCUGCAGCCAUUCUUCUACAACAUACUAUAUAUUUCAAUGUUUUUAUCAGUAUUGGGAACUAGUACUUGACUUCAUGUUCUGCUACUGAUAAUUAGCAUUGUUCUCCUCUCUUUAAACUUUCCAUUGUGGUCCUUGGUGCCCUUUAAAAUUACAGCUUUCUGCAAAAGUAAUGCUCAUUUUGUUCACAGUGAACUAGCAAAGUCCUGAAUUUUCUGUCUUUACAGGAGACCUGUAAAAACAUACAGGGCAACAACAGUGUGAAAAGAAUUGUUUGUCCUCUUCGUAGUAUGGUAUUUCUUGAGCAGACUUUUCUAAGACAUAGAAUGUCCAUGCUGUGGCCAAAGGAACAGCAUAUCCCAGAUGCUUGUAAAUUCAGUGGCCAUGUGUUGUUGAUGACAGUGUAGCCACAGAAGCACAGAGCUAAAUGCGGUCUGUGAAAUCUGCCUGGGACCUUGUCAGGUGUCUACAUGGAUUGCAAUCCCUGCUGCUGUGGCAACGCUGUCACUAGGUCACCCAGCUAGUAGGUGUCCCAGCUAAUCUAAAACUAGCUCAAGCAUCUGCAAGCCAGGGUUUUGGCUGUACAACAAAUAUGCCAGUAGAAAGAAAACACAAUAUGGAAACUGUAGCAGAUGAUGUGUUUUGUGUUUGGGUAAUACGCAUUCUUCCUUGCGUUAUGUAUGUUUUCAUUACAGGUUUUUAUUAACUUUAAUCUUAGCAAAUACCUUUUUAACACAAGAACCUUUCAUAAUCAGUAAGAUAUGCUUUGAUACUCAGCUAUAUAAGAUCUUCUAAAUACCAGAUUUAUAGUAUAUUCACGAAGAGGAAUUGCAAACUUUUUUUUCCUUUAGAGCAAAAUUUGACAUUAGUCCUUAAAGAUUACAGUUUUAAUUCAGAUUGCGAUUCUGUUUGAAUGUCAUAGUGCAAUUGCUAGAUAUCAAUUUUAGGGAUUUAAGUGAUGACAUUCUUUUAAUUUUGUUUAAGUGAGCAUCCUGAGUUAAGCUACACAUCAAGUGAAUGUUAUUUGUCAAUAAAAUGAGCCUGACUGUGAUAGUUUUGUUUUAAAAAUGAACUGCAUGUCAAGCCUCCAUAAAACCAGGUUAGACAAGAGACUUUCAUCUUUUUAAAGUAUAUAAUUUUACCAGAUUUCAGCUGCUACUCUUCAAUAAUACUGAAUUCUGUUGUCUUCAGUCUUACAAAUAAAACUAUAAGACUUCAAAAUUAAAUGGCAGCAGGGUGUUCAGUUUUAUGGUAAGUGUCUGCAUCAGUAAUAAUUGAAAGAAACACUGAUGAUUUCCCGCUCCCCUGCCCCAGCCCCUAAUCUAGUCAGAUCUCUUGUGUUGAAUUGUAGAUUUUACAGUGGCUUGCUUUGGAAAGCUUUGUGUUUAUGGGCUGUUAGGACAGCAUCUAUUCAGCAGCUGGCUGGUUGGACAUAGGACUCCGUAACUGAGGAAACACUACUGAUCCUUUCUCUUUCUAAUUUUUCUCAUAGGCAUAAUAAAGCAGUGAAGAGAAACUUAAGGUGGGAAGCAUUACGUAUCUUAUAAACCAGAAAACUGUUUCUGAAGUAUUUUGACAAACUGCAUAUAUAUAUAUAUGUAGUAAAAUCUAAAAAGGUUGAAAGUGUGUGGAGAGCAUGGGUUAUGAUAUCGAGCGUUUUGUUGGCUAUGUUAAUGAAGGGCUAUUAUGCUCCAUCUGCCGUGAUGUGUUAGAAGAUCCAUUACAGGCUCCUUGUGAACAUGCUUUCUGUACUGCUUGUAUACAUGGAUGGCUUGUUCAUCACAGUAACUGCCCUGAAGACAGACAAAUGAUUGAUGUAUCUUUGCUACGACCUCUCUACAGAUACAUGAAAAAUGAUUUAAACCGUCUUCAGCUACAUUGCAAAAACAGAGAGUAUGGCUGUGAAAUGAUUUGUUCUCUGGAAUCUAUAGACAGGCAUGAAAGGGAGUGUGAAUACAGUCAGAUACCUUGCUCCAAUGCAGGUUGUACAGUUCAGAUUGAACGACGUAACUUGGAUGGUCACCUGGCAGUGUGUGAAUAUCGGAGCCGUGAAUGCCCUAAUGGUUGUGGUUACACCAUUCUCAGUGCAGAAGACACACAGCAUAAUUGCGUAGCUGAGCUAAGAACUGAGCUAGAACUACUUCGGUCAGAAAUGAUCUGCAGAGUGGAGGAGGCAAAACAUGAGAUGGAGUCGAGGUUAGAUUCCCAGAGAAGGCACAUGGUCCAAAAAGAGAGUAUUCUGCAAAAUGAAAUUGAAGAACUGAAGAGUCAGAUGUCACGAAUGAUGUCAGAUGUACGCUCUCUGAUGGCUGCAGAGAGACAGCACCGUCAAGAGCUGGAGCAGGCAGAGCUAGAAAAACGGGAAUUAAUGGAGCUGCUGAAGGGGCUGCAGAAGGACUGUCGAUUAACUACUACAGAAGGAAGCAGGAAGUCAACAAAUUUCCGCCCUCUGACACGACUAGAAAGUGUAAAACGAAAACCUAGGGAAGUUACAGUUAUCUAAACAGAAGUAAGCUCAAAAAGCAUUUUCUUCUAUUUUCUGUGACCAUCUGGCAAACUUUUCUACUUUCUAGGAAUGAUUGGUAAACUUUGUCAUUUCAGAUUUGUUUUCUUUUGAAAUCUAGAUUACUACUUGAUUUCCUCUUGGGGCAUAAAAACAAACAGAUAAUUUUCUCUUAGGGAACACUGAGCAUUAAAAUCAAUAACUGGCAAAUACAUUUUUAGCUAAUGUUUUUAUGAAAGAGGGGAAGGAGACUUGGUUUGUUAUAUCUCUUCAGUACAUCUUUUACUGGAGUCUUUCAAGCCUGAAAGCCUAGAGCAUUUUAAAGUCAAAGAUACUUAAAGGUUGUUUCCUUCCUGGUCAGUUAUGGUCCAUUUAAGUCUAGUUUAUACUUAUACUUGAAACAGAAAGAAAGUGUCAUCAUCAAUAAUGACAUUUGGGAUGUAUUUAAUCUGGGGGAAAGUCAGUAACAGAAAUAAAUAGAUUUUGUUUGUUUAUAGUCUGUAGAAGGUCUAUUUCCAAGGUGGAAAGAAAGCACUUUAAAUUGUAAUUCUACUGUUACAUAACAGCUUCAGGUGAAGUUGGCUUUUACUUUAGAGCUUUUCUAAUUUCCCAGGUUGAUACACACUUAAGAGACUAAUACCAAAGUCCAAGGUAAUAGUUAUCUAAAACCUUUUAAAUAGAUAUGUGAGUAACCUGGAGUUUGUGGGAGGGAUCUACAUUUUAUUGAAAAUUUUGAAGCUUUUAUAUGUGGAAAUAUCAACUAUUUCUACAGCAUCGUUUAAGCUUAAGACCAGCCAUUCAGUAUUCAGUAUCUUUAAAGCAUAUAUAGAAAUACCUAGAGUAUCCUUAAUUGCCUUUCGGCAGGCUUUAGGCUACUUGAACAUUAAAGUCCACAACAGAUGAAUGCUUGUGCAGUCACUUGGACUUCAGAUGUCUCUAUUAGUACUCAAGUUUGCAGUUCUGUAAGAGCUAGGAUUUUUUUAACAGACCCACAAAUACUGAAUCAAGGGGGCAUUUAUCUGUAGGGACUGCAUGAGAAAUCUGUACAGUUGAAAGACUUUUCUGUAAACUUCUCACACAGCCUGUUCGUGUUUUUUUCAGUGGUAUAACAAAGCCAUAUUCUAUCUGUUGCAGCUCUUCAGUGGAGUAACUAGGGAAGAACCUGGCCUCCUGUUUACUGAAUGUGUUAAAUCAGUUUGGAGCUUUCAGGAACGUGUGCAGGUGCAAACAUCUGAAUAAGCUAAUUUUAUAGUUUAGAAAGCAAAUACAUCACUGUGCAUGCCUUGCUGUCGCUCAGACCAACGCUUUGUGGCUAACAGCAUAACCAAAGAGAGAGGCAGCAACUUUCUUCAGCACAUACACGACAUUAUGAAGACUUGCAGUCAGAGCUGUUUUAAUUUCAAGCAUUAACAAAUCCUUCUAACUUGCUGUUUCUUUAGUACCACUGAAGCAGAUGGGAACAUGUUCAGGUCUUGUGCAUUUAAAACUGAACAAAAACAAUCCUCUCUAAAAGCUUUUUGUUAUGUUUCAUGUUUUCUGAAAGAAAGUUACGUCCACAUAUUUACAUGGUUUCAGUCCUUGCAUUCUAGAUUAAAUUACAAUCGUUGAAAGCAUUUAGGUCACUAUAGUAGUCUCACCAACUCAUGACGUAGCGCAUCUCCUCUUAAGCAGGCGUAUUUAACAAUCUGAAACAAUAAAAUAGUAGCUAUAAUUUGGGAAGACCUUCAAUCACGCAAAACAUUCAGUGGUCAAUUCACUUGCAUCAGUGUGCAUAUUAAAGCUGUAGGUAGAAGGUAAGAAUGCUUUUAUUAUCUUGUGUUCUAAAUAAGCAAGCUGUUAGUGUCUGUGGUCUGUGUGACUCUAUUUCAGCGUUCACACUAAUUUUGAAGCUUCUUGGCAACACCAGAUUUCAUGCUAUUAGAAUGAAUCCAGUGCUUUUCUGUGUACUGUAACUGUGGUUUCUGUGAUGUGACUUUAUCUACUUUGCUUAAUGUGAAAGAAGAAAAUUACUUCAAAAUCCUAUAGAACUCAGAUGAGCUGGAUCAUCUUUCGCAAGUUGGAGGGCAGUAACCCAAUCUUUUCUGUUCUGACUGCAGAAAAAAAAAGCAAGUUAACUAGCUCUGUACUUUCUCCAUAAUGGGAUCUCUGCAUAUGUUGAAUUUCACCCAUAUUUAUGACUAAAUUCCUCCUAGUAUAGAGAACUAGGGUUUAUGUAAUAGUUACAUGUGGUCUACUGUCCGUCCCCUAAGUGACAGACGUGAAACCGUGAGCAAACGCAUCCUGGGUGGUAAGGAAGGACUUUCAGCUGCGCCAUCUAUGUAGCUUCUAGUUGCCAGCUCUGGAGCACCUGAACUUCCAGUGCUGAAAUGUGGCAAUGCUUUGGGCCCACGUGCUGCUGCGGUGACCUGCCAGCUCGGCUUUCCUUCAGCAGCCGAGGAGCCCUUGCAGAGGUACCUUAAAUGGGCCCAUAGCAGCUAGUAGCAUCAGACCCCUCUAGUUACUUGAAGCUUAAUCUCCCGUUCCCCUGUGUUGAUAACUGUUCUGCACUUAAGAUUUUCCACUGACAGUGAACCACUCACAGGGUGGCAUAUGCUGAAGUAUGGCCAUCAUUUUACUUGUCUUAUAAUUAACUAGGCUGAAAUGAAAUAGCCCAUUAUCUCUCAAUAUUUUAUCUACUUUUAGCUUUUCCAGUUUCAUGUAUUACACGGCUCUUAAUAGCAGCUGGCAGAAGCAAGGCAAUGAAUUUUCUUUCUUUCAAAUAGCCUGUUAAUCCUUUUUAUAAAAACUAAGGGUCCAAGUAUUGUAGUAGACUUGGUGUAAGUAAAGACAUGAAGUCGGAAAUGCUACUUGCCUAGUCACGAUCGUAUCUUAGGAUUAUACGAGAGACACUGCUUAAGGUGCAUUACGGGAGGGCUCCAGCACUGAACUACUGGUAUGAGUAUUCUCGUACUAAAUCAUGCUUUAAGCAGUUCCAUUUCCUGACAGGUUAACUGUGCUGAGAGCAAGUGGAACUGUUACUGAAAUGGACCAGUAACUGUGCAAACGGUUGUUGUAUUUUUAGUUGUUUCUGAUGGCGCUUUGGAGCUAGAAGAGGGUGAGCAAGGACUGUGGGGAGUGGAGAGACUAAGUGCGGGCUGACUGUCUUCCCCCAGCCCAGGAGCAACAACGCAGCUGCGCCAGCCCGUGCCACCAGCUGGCUUGUGGCAUUACUGUUAACACAGCAUUAGAGUUAAAAGGAGAUUAAAUCUUUAUCCACAAUUAAGUGGGUAUGAAAUGUAACGGUACCAACCUGGGAGAUUCACAAGUAAAACUCAGAGGGAGCAAGCUGUUCAGUGCGUGAGGCUACAAGGUAUUACAAGGAGUUGAGCAAAUCUUUAUCCUACAUUAAAUUGGGUGAAAAAGAAUAACACCAAGGUAGUGUUUAAAAAAUAAUAUUUUAAAGCAAGCGGUAAGUUUGUCUGGAAAGAAAAUCAACAUUUACGUAUUUAUUCUGAAUACCCAAGAAGCCAGUUACAAAUACAUGUUCCCUUAAACUGACUUCUCCACUUGAGAGAUCAAAUUCAAGUCAAAAUCCUGUUUUCUUCUGUUUGCUUCAGCGUUAAAGCUGCAUUCCCUCUUCUCCCAAAGCAAAAAACUGUUGGUGGUCUUGGCCAGUACGGACUGUUGCUGCUGGGAUUACUUUAUCUGGAGUGAGAACAGUAACUUUUGGGGAGAGCUUCCAGUAGAUUUAGAUGAGUUUCCACAAAAGGCAUGGAAGUGAGAGCCAUGCAUCCGAGUCAGGUGCCAGAGUGGCAAGAAGGAAUUUUGCUGGACUUCCUAAUUAAAGUGGCAGUUUUUAAUUAGUGUGGUUCCAGUACUAGAUUAACAGUCUCAUAUGAGAUGUUAAUUUAGUAGCACACAUCUACGAGAGUUUCUUGUCAGCACGGAAGGGAAUGGAAUUACACAGUCCAGCAAAACACCUAAGAUAGUGAAGUAUUUUGACUGCCCAAAAGCGGUUUUAUCUCAGAUGUUCUUAGGUGGUUUUUAAGAAGUUUAAUGCAUUAAUAGAUCCCAGGUGGCAAACAGUUCCUAAGAUUUCUAGAAAUGGGUAGCCUUGCAAAUUAAAUUUUCCACAUGGUGUCCUCUUGGAUGUUUCUGGCAUGGUGCUUUUCUACAGCCAUUUUACUUAGAAGUGCUGGAUAGUAUUUAAAGGGAGCAGUACUAGCCUUGCCUUUCUCCCGUACUGCUUGUCAGGCGAAGUAUGGUAGGUCAGGGAGAUUUUACCACAUAGAUAGAUGCCUUUAUAAAGACCUACAAUUCUAUGCAACUUUCUAUUAACAAAUAAAACAUUGAACUGUCUUCCAGCAUUAUGGUUCACUGCCAGUCUAUUUACAUUUUCUACCUUUAUAUACGCAAGGAUAAAACAGAGCUUAACAGAUCUUAAUCUCUAGUCUGUAAAAGAAACAGUAACACUAUUUGUAUCACUUUGAAGAACACUUUGUAUAAAAGUUGAACUAAUAAAGGGUCUAUACCAUGA